This is a messenger RNA of Colletotrichum gloeosporioides, 1533 nucleotides long. RefSeq lists its product as uncharacterized. Gene Ontology annotation, molecular function: zinc ion binding. NCBI's taxonomy places the organism in Eukaryota, Fungi, Ascomycota, Sordariomycetes, Glomerellales, Glomerellaceae. Bases 1 to 1533 code for a protein of 510 amino acids. The transcript has a single exon. The record is from RefSeq and is a predicted model, not a curated record.
AUGCCUCCCACAACCAGAUCGCAGGCUCAACGGCAAGUGCCCCAACAACAAGACGACGAGGACUCAUCCGAGUAUCACGACUCCAGCUCCGAGUCCGAGUCCGAGAGCGGCUCAAGCAGCGACGACGCCAUGAGCGAAGACGACGACGAUGACAACGGGGAGGGAGACGAGCCAAACGUUGUCACGUCUCCCUCCAAACUAUCUUACAGACUAGACAGGCUGUCUCCCGAGGACCGCAAGCGCGUCCGCAAGACCUUCAAGAAGCCGCCGCAGCUCUCCCUAAAGCUCUGCCUCCUCCACGACAACCACUACGGGUUCGAGAUGACGGAGCUGGUGCACCGCUCCAUCCGCAUCGGAGGCCCCGGCAGCCGCUGGAACGGUCUUCACUGCUCCUGCAGGGCGACAGACAGCCGGGACGGGCUGCCUUGCAAGCACCUGAUCUGGCUCCUGGACCAGGUCGUCAAGCAGACGCUGUACGACCACGACCCGGCGUCUCCGCUGACCAUGACGCCCGGCGGCUUCCCAGAGGAAAUCGGCGACCCGUACAGCGACAUAUCAGCUUUCCACUCAGACGUGCUCGCCGACGGCCUUCACGUCUUCAACCCCGACUUCGGAACCGGAGACGACUCCGAUGACUCGGAUGCCUCCGACGAAUCCGACGAAUCCGAUUCCUCGGAAGAAGGCGACACAUCGCGCCCUCUCGACCGGCCCAUCCCCCAUCGCAUCCAGGAAGUGCGCGAGAUGCUCUCCGCCAUCUCCUCCACCGCCCCAGAGGACUUCCGCCCCGACCUCCUCUCCUCGCCGACCUCCUCCUCCCGGCGCAGCAAAAAGAGCCCCAUCAAACGGCGCGACCUCGAGGCCACCGUCUUCCGCAUGCUCCUCGCCAACGACGAGUUCUUCCACUACUUCCUCUCCCAGAUGCGCUCCACCGACCCCGUCAACGACCCCUUCCGCAAGCUCUCCCAGCGCGUCGACCGCGUCCUGCACGAGCUCGACGCCUUCGCCGCAGGAGACCCCUCCCGCCCCGCCUCCGCAGAAGGGCCCCGCGACGUCGCCUGGGCCGCCCGCCACAUCACCGGCGUCGUCGCCCUCAUCCGCACCAACAUCUUCAACCGCGAGCGGCCCCUCGAGCCGUGGGAGCGCUCCAGCGCCGCCCGCGCCCUCGUCCGCAUCCUCGCCGGCGUCGUCGAGCGCAACCGCGACUUCGUCCCCCCCGGUCUGAGGACGGCGGCGUCCGUCCCGCGGCAGGACCGGAACCUCUUCCUCCGCCUCGUCGGCGACCGCGACGAGGGCUUCGUGCUGAACGUCCUCGACCUCCUCCCCCCGGACGCCGCCGCGCCGUUCCUGCACACCCUCGAGGCCAUCCAGGACCAGCUGGGCGUCCACGGAGCUCCCGCGAGCUACGUCGAAAAGUUCCGCUCGCUCAUGUCGCGGCUGAGGAGGCGGGCGAGCGUCGGGUCCUCUUCGACUCCUGCCACGGGAUCCAAACGGCAGAGUCAGGGUCCGGAUCGAGGCAGCAAGAGGGUGAAGUGA